GGUCUCUGUAUCAAAGAUGGCGUCUCUCCCCACUAAACCUUCUGCUUUAUUUUGUCGCUAACACUUUCACAUUCGCCAGUCUGCUCCGCGAUGGCUUUGAAAACGCCAUGGCUGUGUAACGGAGUGUAACGUCAGGCUCGCCUUCGAACGUCAGGCAACGCGUCGCCGUUUCUGCGAACCGGGAGGACUUCUUGAUGUGUUUUCAAUAUUUUUGACGUGUUGUUGUUCCAAUCCAAACACGAAAGGACAAUGAUGGUCGCGAUGACAGCGAUGUUGGUGUCGGUCGCCGAACUGUCCAACAUUUUCUCAGUGUUUGUCGUGCUCGUAUGUCUGUGCGGGAUGGUUUUGUUCAUAAUGAGGAAUAUGAUGGUGUUCCGUGUUCACGGCGAAGACAUGAUGUUUGGAAGCACUGUCCAUCCGGUGGCCCCAAGAAUACCUCAAGUGAAGAUGAUGAAAGUGCACAUACCCUUCACGUUCAAGCUUGUGGAAUCAUCAAAAUCAUCAUAUGCUGACGUGCAGUGCUCCGUGUCGAGCCAGGUGCCCUACACGCUGCUGGCGCUGUGGGGCGUCUCCAUCCGGGAGCUGCACUUGUUCCUGUGGCGGCCCUGGAGCGCCGUGCGCGAGGCGGCGCGACGCGGCCAACUGCUGCACGGCCACUACCAGCAGGCCGGCACCGUCCUGCACUCCUCGACGGGCCACGGCGAGCGCUGCGUGUCCCUGAGCCUGCCGCGGCCCUGCAGCCCGGCGGCGCAGGGCGGGCAGGGCGGGCAGGGCAGGCCGUCGUCCGUGCUGGACCUGGGCACGCCGCCGCGCCUCUGCUACCCGCUCGUCGUGUUCCUGGUGCGCGACGACGACCCCGACGACGGCCAGGGCGGCGAGCUGCACCCGGACGAGUCGGUGGCCCUGGUGAACGUGGUGCACAUCAAGGACUCCGUGUGCACGCUGCCCACCAGCAUCCUGGCGCAGUACCUCAAGCAGGCCAACGGCCAGCUGUCGUGUCUCAAGCAACUGUACCUGGCCACGGGCAACGCCAUGACGUCCUACGACGACGAGACGAGCCCCCUGGACACGGCGUUCUGCCCCAACGGCCUGACGCCACUGGGACUCGCCGGCCACGGACUGAACGCCAACGGCGGCAACGGCUGCGCCAACGGCGUGCGCGCCGCGCUGCUCUGCGAGGAGCAGCUCUGCGUCGUCUGCCAGUUCUACCCGCUGUCCAGGGCGCUGCUGCCCUGCAGGCACACCUGCGUGUGCGCCGGCUGCUUCAACAGGUUGGACAGGUGUCCAAUGUGCCGCAGCCCCAUCAAGAGUUACUUUUGCAUACGAGGGGAGGACUACAUGCCAUUGGAGCCUGGCAACUCGACCAAAGCAGGCCCGCCUACCCCACUAGCGCAAUGGCUGCAGGACUGGAACGACCGUUUGACAGACUUUCUCGGCUUCCACCGGUAGUGCUGUGCCAGUAUUUGCUGUACAAAUUGGGCUCUUCUUUCGUCGCACUGAGGCUGCCAUUUGGUCCACCACAAGAAUGUUGGUUUUGAGUCGGUCACUCAUAAACUUCACUCACCAUCUCAUACUUGUGUGCCAACUGGAUUGGUAAUUUAUGUUGUUAAAAAAAAUCACUUGGGCCUUGUGCGAAAUGAGAAAUGGUAAAGACUGAUGAAGCUCUGGUACCAGAGCUGAUAUUUGAGCUGUCCUUUUACAGGAGUGACAUUAUACAACUGAUUCGAUGUGUAGCAAGUACUGGUGCCUUGAUUGUUGUUUUCGUUUUUUGUUUUGUUUUGUUUAUUAGCAUUCUGCAAUACGACAAACUGGAUUAAGACCUGUAAAGUAUGGAAUUACUAGUCCAUUUUUACCCAGUGUUCAUUUUCAUGGCCUGUCUUCUAACUCUCAACUGUUCUUUAAUGAAGCACAGGCUGUGAAUCUUAAAGUUUGACAAUGUUUCAAUCUAAUGUUUUGAUGUCUAAAUUUUUUCACUUCAUUUUUUUGCUCUGCUAACUUUGUGGAUAAAAAUGUUUUCAUCCUGCCAACUGUUCUAAAAAUUUGGUUCUUUAAUUAAUUAUGUAAACCAAUUGUGGCUAUUGCCUCUCAUAAAAGACAGUAAUUAAAUUUUCAAAUCUUCCAGAAUAUAAAUUCAGUCUUAGUAUUUUAGUUUUAUUUUUGACUAUAGUAUGUUGGAUUGACGUUCCUCCCUCUGACUUAGUGUCCUGGUUUUGUGAUCGUUACAUGUACAGAGGCUGAAAUCAUGCCCAAUGUGUAAAUUAAGAUACCCUAGUGAAAGAGGUGUCUUAUGAUUAACCGAAACGAGAUUAAAAGCUGUAUUCAGUGCCUGAUAAUUAUCUACAUCUGUGGGCCUUUGGUUUCAUGUAUUGAAGCUUUUCUUUUUAAAAUUGUGUCUUUAAGUAUCAAACUUUACUUGUCUUGACAAAUAAACUCUUGAUGCCUUUUAUAUUGCAUGGGCAUUGUACAUAUUGAUCGCCCACCCAGUGUUGUCCUGUUAGAGUAGUCAUAUCAUUCUUGAUUUUCACCAGUGAUAAAAUAUAGUCUUAGAGCAUUAUGCAAAAUUCAUUAUCAUUUUGUUUAAUCCAUCAAAACCUGUUGCACUCUGUGGAUAGAUUGAAUAAUUUGCAGUGUGUAACAAAUUUAAAUUGGUUUAUGUUAGUGUUAUCUAUGAUGCUUCAUAUUCUUUGUAACAAAUAAGACUACAGAGGAUAUUAUUGCAUUGCACCAUUUAUUGUUAAUAAGUUAUAAUAACUCAUUUUGUAAGUAGCACAACUUGUAAAUUAUAUUGUAAGGAUUUUCUUCUCGUUCUGAAAUUUUAACAUAUUAUUUUUAAAUAGUCUGUGAUAAUGUUAGAAACUUGUACAGAAGAUUCAUAUUUAUUGUUUGUUGUUUCAUGUUAGAAUCAUUUGAAAAAACACAAGAGGAGUGCUAUUUAGAUAUCUUAUCAUUGCUUUGCAUAUGGUAGGGUAAGAACUCCUUAAUUGCCAGUUUUCUAAUGAAAUUCAGAUUAAUCCUCGCACUGAAAUUUGUCCAUGGUACGUAAAUAUUUGUGACAGAUACGCUAAAGACAAAUAUAUUAUAUGUCUAUUUA
This is a messenger RNA of Thrips palmi, 3091 nucleotides long. Its product is annotated as cell growth regulator with RING finger domain protein 1-like. The coding region runs from base 250 to 1449 and encodes 399 amino acids. The transcript has 6 exons. Gene Ontology annotation, biological process: negative regulation of cell growth. The record is from RefSeq and is a predicted model, not a curated record. NCBI's taxonomy places the organism in Eukaryota, Metazoa, Arthropoda, Insecta, Thysanoptera, Thripidae.